Molecule: messenger RNA, 1692 nt
Organism: Daucus carota subsp. sativus
Lineage: Eukaryota; Viridiplantae; Streptophyta; Magnoliopsida; Apiales; Apiaceae
Product: serine carboxypeptidase-like
Exons: 9
Coding region: 20-1525 (501 amino acids)
Biological process (GO): proteolysis
Cellular component (GO): vacuole
Molecular function (GO): serine-type carboxypeptidase activity
Source: RefSeq, a predicted model, not a curated record
ACCAAUAUAAGAAGCCAAAAUGGCUGCAAUUAUUUCUUGCAAAAUGGCACCAUCAUUCCCUCCUCUAACUUUCUCUCUAUUUCUACUUGUUUUAUCAGUUUCAGCCUUCUCCUCCUCUGUUACAAGCAGUAAUUUCGCAGAUUCACUGGCAGAUAAACUCAUCAGGGACUUAAAUUUAUCUCCCAAACAUGAAGUCAACAUUGUUCCACCAGGCACUUCAGAUACCACUCAGAAUUCCAGGCUGGUUGAAAAGAAAAUCAACCUUCCAGUACUUGGAGAUUCAGGAGCCACUGUCAAAGAUUUAGGCCAGCAUGCCGGGUUUUUUCGGCUUCCACAUUCUAAAGAUGCGAGGCUGUUCUAUUAUUUCUUUGAAUCACGAAAUAGCAAAGACGACCCUGUUGUUAUAUGGCUGACAGGUGGUCCGGGAUGUAGCAGUGCGAUUGCUCUGUUCUAUGAAAAUGGUCCUUUCCAUAUUACAAAAAACAUGUCACUUUCUUGGAAUUCCUUUGGUUGGGACAAGGUUUCAAACAUAAUAUAUGUCGACCAGCCUGUUGGGACUGGUUUUAGCUACUCAUCUGCUGCCAGUGACAUUCGAAGCAACGAGAAGGGUGUCAGUGAUGAUUUAUAUGAUUUUCUGCAGGAAUUCUUUAAGGCGCAUCCAAACUACACAAACAAUGAGUUUUUCAUAACCGGAGAAUCAUAUGCUGGGCACUAUAUCCCUGCUUUUGCUUCUAGAGUCCAUCAAGGAAACAAAGAUAAAGAAGGAAUUCCAAUAAACCUAAAGGGUUUUGCUAUCGGGAAUGGCCUUACUGAUCCAGCAAUUCAAUACAAAGCAUACACUGACUUUUCAUUAGACAACAAGAUAAUCUCAAAAUCUGAUCACGACAGUAUCAACAAAUUGGUUCCAGAAUGUGAAAAGGAUAUUAAACUAUGUGCUACCGUAGGGAAUCAAACUUGUUUGGAUGCCUUCGACGCCUGCACCGCUAUAUUUGGCGCUAUCUUGGACGUUGCUGGAAACAUAAAUUACUACGAUAUUAGAAAGCAAUGCGAUGGAGGAGGCCUGUGCUACGAUUUCUCACGCGUGGACGAGUUCUUGAACCUACCAUCAGUUAAAGAGGCGCUUGGUGUACACACUGACUAUGUCACUUGUAGUUCAAUUGUGUAUAAUGCCAUGCAGGGAGACUGGAUGAAGGAUCUUGAAGUUGGAAUUCCAGCCCUCUUAGAAGAUGGAGUUCAAGUGCUUAUAUAUGCAGGAGAGUAUGACCUUAUCUGCAACUGGCUUGGUAACUCGAGAUGGGUUCAUGCCAUGAACUGGUCCGGUCAGAAGAACUUUACAGCAGCUCCUACUGUUCCAUUUUCAGUUGCUGGUGCAGAGGCAGGGAUAAUGCAAAGCUAUGGACCUCUCACUUUCCUCAAGGUACAUAAUGCCGGUCAUAUGGUUCCAAUGGAUCAACCAAAACCUGCUCUAGAGAUGCUGGCUAGGUGGACACAGGGAAAACUUGCUACGACAGGAAAACUGAAUUAGCACCCAUCCUACUUGCUUUUCACAUUUACACUAAAGAUACCACUCUAAAUAUACUCAACCAUUGAUCGUAUCCCAGUGUUCCAAGUACUGGGAUACUGUAAUCAACUUGUAACUAGCAAUAAGAAUACAAUAUAAAAGAAGUUAUACCCAAGCAUGUUUGUUUUGUA